AUGGACGACUUUAAGACAUUAUUAAUGCAAGAAUUUGUUAGAUUCAAACCUGACGUCUACAUGGAUGAUGGUCACGGCUCAACGUUGAAGCUUGGGCUCUUCAAUGGCAGAUACGUGUCCCCUUUUGGCGAGGAGAACUACCGUAGGGUCAAGGACAUACCUCUUAGAGACGACGACAUAUUUUUAAUUGGAUACCCUAAAACUGGUUGCCACUGGACCUGGGAAGUGCUCUCGAUGAUUGUCAGGGGCCGGGGUGAGCACUCAACGACCGGCAAGUUGGCCUGCUUCAUGGAAAUGGCCCCACCAGCAAUGAGGGACAGCGUCCAGACCCGACGUAUUCUCAAUUCUCACGUCUUGUUUGAAGAUCUUCCAGCGCAGAUGAAAGAGAAGAAAACAAAGAUAAUAUUGACAUUCAGAAAUCCUAAAGAUACCUUGGUCUCUUUCUACCACCACCACACUUCCCUGCCUGACGUGUGGAAUUACGCGGGAGAGUUUCAGAACUUUUUCCCGCUCUUUAUUAAAGGACAAGUCGACAACAGCUCCUUCUUUGAUUACUACAAGCAGUGGGACGAGGACAUCAAGAAAAACCCAGACCAGCCGGUAUUAGUUGUGUCGUAUGAGGACAUGAAGGAGGAUCUGCCCAGAGAGAUCAGGAGACUGGCGGCUUUCAUUGACGUCCCUCUCACAGACCAGCAGGUAGAGGAGAUUGCCCAGGCGGCCGGCUUCAGCUCCAUGAAGGAUGUCUACCAAAAGGGUGAUAACUAUUCCAGCAUUUUCUUGAGAAAAGGUCAAGUGGGAGACUGGAAGAACUGGCUGACCAUUGCCCAGAGUGAGAUGGUGGACGCCGCUGUUGAACAGAAGUUGAAGGGCACCCGCUUUGCCUCUCCCAGAUACACAUUAUAA
Molecule: messenger RNA, 903 nt
Organism: Candidula unifasciata
Lineage: Eukaryota; Metazoa; Mollusca; Gastropoda; Stylommatophora; Geomitridae
Source: the annotation of a GenBank genome assembly